GAGUAGCUGAUAUUUGUGAAUGACCUUGGCCGUUAAGAGAGAAUAAAGAUAGAAAGAAAGAACAAAAAAAGUGAAAGAUUCUAUCUGACAAAUUCCCUCCUUUUUCUUCUGCACAAUUUAAGAUUUCUGUUAUUAACUUCAACAUAAAAAUUGACACACACAUAUUGCAAGCUGACAUUUCUUGAAGUUCUCAAAUUCCCAUCAUUUCCCACUUUCAGGGCCUCUCUUCCUCUUUUACAGAAGAGGUCGAGAAGUUAGAGGGAGGAGGCCAAUGGAUUUUGAAAUCAACAGUUGGAUUGGGGAAAGGCUCCCCAGGCUUUUUGGUGGAGUCAUGCUAACUGCAGCCUUGCUCGGGGUAUCUACUAGCUAUUUAACAGGGAUCAGUCUUCCUACUACUCUGCCCCACCUUUUACCCAAUCUAAGUAAAAAGAAGCGUGGGAAGAAGCGUAUUCGUGUUUAUAUGGAUGGGUGUUUUGAUCUGAUGCAUUAUGGCCAUGCAAAUGCCAUAAGACAAGCAAAAGCGUUAGGUGACGAGUUAGUAGUUGGAGUUGUUAGUGAUGAAGAAAUUGUAGCUAAUAAGGGUCCACCCGUUUUAUGCAUGGAAGAAAGAGUUGCCCUUGUUAGUGGAUUGAAGUGGGUGGAUGAAGUAAUUGCGAAUGCUCCUUAUGCAAUUACUGAAGAUUUUAUGAACCGUCUGUUUACUGAGCAUAAGAUAGACUACAUUAUACACGGUGAUGAUCCCUGUCUACUUCCAGAUGGAACUGAUGCUUAUGCCUUAGCAAAGCAAGCUGGUCAUUACAAGCAGAUUAAACGUACUGAAGGUGUCUCCAGCACAGAUAUUGUAGGAAGGAUUCUUUCAUCUGCUAAAAGUAUUUCUCAAGAUUGCUCCAAUUUGUCUCUCCCUGGCAAAGAUGAUAAUAUGAACCAUGUACAUGCUGAGGAAAAAAUCUCGAAGAUCGAUCACAUAUCUAGUUUUCUGCCCACAUCUAGACGGAUUGUGCAAUUUUCGAAUGGAAAGGGGCCUGGGCCAAAUGCUAGAGUUGUGUAUAUUGAUGGGGCGUUCGACCUUUUUCAUGCUGGCCAUGUUGAGAUCCUUAAAAGAGCCAGACAGUUUGGAGAUUUUCUUUUAGUUGGAGUUUACACUGACGAGACUAUCAGUGAACUUCGUGGACAUCAGUAUCCAUUGAUGAAUCUGCAUGAACGCAGUCUUAGUGUACUUGCCUGCCGCUAUGUUGAUGAGGUCAUUAUUGGUGCCCCUUGUGAAGUGACCCAAGAUAUGGUAACAACGUUCAAUAUUUCUGUGGUUGUACAUGGGACAGUUUCUGAAAGAAAUUCUUCUACAGGAGAAAAACAUGAUCCCUAUGCAGUUCCUAAAAGCAUGGGGAUCUUCCGAGUAAUUGAGAGCCCUAAAGAUAUUACAACCACUUCAGUUGCUCAAAGGAUCAUUGCUAACCACGAGAUAUAUGUGAAAAGGAACAACAGAAAAGAAGCAAGCGAGAAAAAAUACUAUGCAGAGAAGCAGUAUGUUUCAGGCGAUUAAGCAUUAUAUUACAGUCUCCAUUAUGGCCUCUUGUAGCUGACUUGUAACUUAGACGAAACUGCUCUUUUUCAAGUUUUUUUGGUCCUGUAUUUGUAUUUGAAAGAUAUACACGUUCGAGGAGGUGUCAGGAUAUAAGAAGAAAUUUCAUAGUCAGAAGAUCUAGAUUUCUUUUAUUUUUUUAUUUUUUUGGUUGUAAUCCUCUUCGGGAGUGAUACCAAAGAUUUGAAACUAAUUUUCAACCUCAGAUCCAUAUUGAUUCUUGUAAGUUAAGAAACCGUUGUUCUAUUCUUAUUCUGCAGAGUUAAAUGUGAGUUCCAAUUUCAAAUUUAAAACCUUAA
Lycium barbarum (goji berry) is the source of this 1878-nucleotide messenger RNA. RefSeq names its product ethanolamine-phosphate cytidylyltransferase-like. Gene Ontology annotation, cellular component: cytoplasm. Gene Ontology annotation, molecular function: ethanolamine-phosphate cytidylyltransferase activity. Bases 272 to 1540 code for a protein of 422 amino acids. Gene Ontology annotation, biological process: phosphatidylethanolamine biosynthetic process. Lineage: Eukaryota; Viridiplantae; Streptophyta; Magnoliopsida; Solanales; Solanaceae. The transcript is spliced from 10 exons. The record is from RefSeq and is a predicted model, not a curated record.